AUGACUCCCGAACAAAGGGCAAAGAUUCAUAAACAUUUUGAAGAACUGGGUAUGGAAUGUAUGGAAGAAUAUGAAAUUUCCGAAAGUGAUAUAAGCGAUCUAAGAGAAAAAAAACUUCCCUCCGGAGAGAAUGCGCCUUGCUUUUUAGCGUGUAUCAUGAAGAAAGUAGGAGUUCUAGAUGAUGCUGGUAUGCUUCAAAAAGAAACGGCCCUUGAACUCGCUGCAAAAAUAUUCAACGAUAAAGAAGAAUUGAACAUUAUUCACGAUUAUCUCCAUUCAUGUUCAGCAGUUAACUCUGAACCAGUUGAUGACGGUGAAAAGGGUUGUGAACGGGCUUUGAAAGCCUACAAAUGCAUGAUAGAAAAUGCAUCGCAGUUUGGAAUUGAUCUUUAA
Messenger RNA from Pararge aegeria (speckled wood butterfly), 393 nucleotides. Its product is annotated as general odorant-binding protein 19d-like. The coding region runs from base 1 to 393 and encodes 130 amino acids. Gene Ontology annotation, molecular function: odorant binding. The transcript is spliced from 4 exons. Gene Ontology annotation, biological process: sensory perception of smell. The record is from RefSeq and is a predicted model, not a curated record. Lineage: Eukaryota; Metazoa; Arthropoda; Insecta; Lepidoptera; Nymphalidae.